This is a messenger RNA of Gracilinanus agilis (Agile Gracile Mouse Opossum), 2867 nucleotides long. It is a transcript of the gene DDX18, whose product is annotated as DEAD-box helicase 18. Gene Ontology annotation, cellular component: nucleolus. NCBI's taxonomy places the organism in Eukaryota, Metazoa, Chordata, Mammalia, Didelphimorphia, Didelphidae. The coding region runs from base 103 to 2034 and encodes 643 amino acids. The transcript has 14 exons. Gene Ontology annotation, biological process: maturation of LSU-rRNA from tricistronic rRNA transcript (SSU-rRNA, 5.8S rRNA, LSU-rRNA). Gene Ontology annotation, molecular function: ATP binding; nucleic acid binding; RNA helicase activity. The record is from RefSeq and is a predicted model, not a curated record.
GACGUGACUCCACGUGUGGGCUAAGAAGAGUCAGUGGAAGCUACGGCACCUGAAGACUUCUGGAGAACACAGCUUUAGAGAGGAACGAGGGCAGCCGGCAAUAUGUCGCACCUACCGAUGAAGUUAUUGCGCAAGAAGAUCGAGAAGCGCAAUGAGAAGCUACGUCAGAGGAACCAGCGGCUGAAGCUGAAAGAGGCCUUAAAAGCCAAUAUACCAGAAGUCCAAGAUGAACAUGUGUCACAAGAAGCAGAAGAAGAAAUAAAAGUAGAAAAAUCUCCCAAAAAAUCUACAGUAUUAGUAGCCAGUGAAGAAUCAGCUGCACAGCUCCCUAAUUCUGAAUUGAAAAAGAAGAAGAAGAAGAAGAAGAGGAAAAUAACAACUGAUGCGGAGCCUGAAAACAAAAAAGCAAAAACCGAAGAUCACCAAAAAGGAUCUGAUGAUGAAGUUGCAAAAGAUCCCAAAGUAAAAGAAAACACUGUAGAAGAUCAGGAAGAAGAUAUUGAAAUGCCUAGUCUUCCUCAUGGCCUAACAGGAUCCUUUGAGGAUACUUCAUUCACUUCACUUGCUAAUAUAGUCAAUGAAAACACUCUGAAGGCAAUAGCAGAAAUGGGCUUUACUAACAUGACUGAGAUUCAACAUAAAAGUAUCAGACCACUUCUAGAAGGCAGGGAUAUCCUAGCAGCUGCAAAAACGGGCAGUGGCAAAACCCUAGCAUUCCUCAUCCCUUCAAUAGAGCUCAUUGUUAAGUUAAAGUUCAUGCCUAGGAAUGGAACAGGAGUCCUUAUCCUCUCACCUACUCGAGAGCUGGCUAUGCAGACCUUUGGUGUGCUUAAGGAACUGAUGACUCACCAUGUGCAUACCUAUGGUUUGAUCAUGGGAGGUAGUAACAGGUCUGCAGAGGCGCAAAAACUUGCAAAUGGGAUCAACAUUAUUGUGGCAACACCUGGCCGACUUCUGGACCAUAUGCAGAAUACCCCAGGAUUUAUGUUUAAAAACCUGCAAUGUCUUGUUAUUGAUGAGGCUGACCGAAUUCUUGAGGUUGGGUUUGAGGAAGAAAUGAAGCAGAUCAUCAAACUUUUGCCAAAACGCAGACAAACAAUGCUCUUUUCUGCCACACAAACUCGUAAGGUAGAAGAUCUGGCAAAGAUUUCCCUUAAAAAGGAACCAUUAUAUGUUGGUGUUGAUGAUGAUAAAGAUACUGCAACAGUAGAUGGUCUCGAACAGGGAUAUGUUGUUUGUCCAUCUGAGAAAAGAUUCCUUCUACUCUUUACAUUCCUCAAGAAGAACCGGAAGAAGAAACUGAUGGUAUUUUUUUCUUCAUGUAUGUCAGUGAAAUACCACUAUGAGCUUCUAAACUACAUUGAUUUACCUGUCAUGGCCAUUCAUGGCAAGCAGAAGCAAAAUAAGCGGACAACUACAUUCUUUCAGUUCUGCAAUGCAGAUUCUGGAAUUUUGCUGUGUACAGAUGUGGCUGCCAGAGGGCUAGAUAUUCCUGAAGUAGAUUGGAUUGUCCAGUAUGACCCUCCAGAUGAUCCAAAGGAAUAUAUUCAUCGUGUAGGUAGAACAGCCAGAGGCAUAAACGGAAGAGGUCAUGCUUUACUUAUUUUACGGCCAGAAGAGUUGGGUUUUCUUCGUUACCUGAAGCAAGCCAAGGUACCAUUAAGUGAAUUUGAAUUUUCCUGGUCAAAAAUUUCUGACAUUCAGGCUCAGCUGGAAAAACUGAUUGAGAAGAACUACUUCCUUCAUAAAUCAGCACAGGAGGCAUAUAAAUCCUAUGUUCGAGCAUAUGAUUCCCAUUCUCUGAAGCAAAUCUAUAAUGUUAACAGCUUAAAUUUACCUCUAGUUGCUUUAUCAUUUGGUUUCAAAGUGCCUCCAUUUGUUGACCUGAAUCUGAACAGCAGCCAAGGGAAGAGACUGCAAAAAAGAGGUGGUGGUGGUGGUUUUGGCUACCAGAAGCCCAAGAAUGUCCACAAGUCUAAAAUUUUUAAGCACAUUAGCAAAAAGAAAUCUGAUGGCAGGCAAUUCUCUCACUAAAGCAGUAACUUCUAAUCUUAAAUAACUUUGUCCUCACAUAAAGACUUGUCUUCACUAUAUUAACCGUGGAAUAUUACAAUCUUCAGGAUUUGGAUUGUGAUCUGAUUUACAACACUCAAGUGCAGUGGCUUGAGCAAAAUUUUAACAGUAAGAUGAAGCUAAGUCUGCCUUGGCUUCUAAAAGGCAAAGGAGAUUUCUUUUUCAAUGGAUGUAACAUAUGGAAUCUUAACUGUAAAAUCUAUUUUUUUCAAAGAAUUCCUAUUUUCAAAUUAUGAACAAUUCUGUGUCUUUUGAGAGCAUUUGUCUUGAUUUUAUAUUCAGUCAUUCCUUACCACUGUCUUUGGAGAACUCUGUGACUGAGAUUGCAAUGUUAAUGUCCUCAUAAUGUAGUCAGGGACAUCAGGGCUCCUUAGCUAGCUGUAUCAAUAUUGGCCUGUUAUUCUGCUUGUUUCUUGAAUAAUAUAAAUGGUUUUUUGAUCCAUUUUUUAAAUUGUCUGCGGAAUCAAAGGACUGAUUUUGGAUUUGUAGUGAGAGGACCAAGAUUCAAAUCCAGGCUACUUUUCUGUAACCUGUGUCUUAUCUCAGUUUCCUUAUCUGUAAAAUGAAGGGCUUGUACUAGAUAGCCUCCCUUUUAGCUCAAAACUCUGAUCUUAUAUAAAAUUAUUAACAAACUCCCAAAUAUUAAGACUGUUUGUACUUAUUACCAUAGUAAUAGAUUAAAUGCAGAAGUUUCAGUUUUUUCACUUUUGACUUGAUUCCUUAGAAGCAUCUAUAAUGUAUCUGUUUCUUGCUAUUGCUAUCUAAAUCUGGUAUUGUGUGAAAAUAAAAUAUGG